UUUAGUUGUGUAAUAACCAGAUAACAAGAUACACAAGACAAACUACUACCACUCGUACUACAAACCACAAGAUGUUUAACAACGUGACAAUAAGACGGCAGCAUCGGCAAAGAUGUUCCGCACUAAGUAAGAAGAUGACGACACAACAUCAAAGAGGCUGUCAAUGCUUGUGGCAUUUAUGUUAAUGUUAAAUACGUCGGUUUGGGCGGCUUACCUUGGCGGAAAGUGAAAUUAAUGAUUUGAAUAGCAUAGAAAAUCCCCAGCAAACAAAGAAUCAGACUACUAUUGAUUCUACUGCAGCUGUCAAACAAACACAACCGGAAACACGUCAGUAUCCUUAUAAUGGUUUUAUGAUGCCAGCAGCACCGCCAGUACCAUCUGUACCAUCCUCUCUCCUGCCUGGCUGUCCUUUGUGUGAUUCAUCGGUUUACAGUUAUUGUUCUCAUAAAUUAAUACACGAUUCAUGUUGCUGUGAUUUUCCAGGUACUUCGGUUUAUCAAAAACCUCCACAAUGCUCCUACUAUGAUUGUUCAUUGUUGUAUGCCAAAUCUUGUUAUGAACAUUCAUUAAUUAAAAAUUGUUGUUGUAAUAAUCCUUAUCAAAUUCACUAAAACAACAAACACAAUUUUGCUAAAUGUUAUUUAUUUUAAAAACUUCCAAACACAAAAUAUUUCU
Messenger RNA from Lucilia sericata (common green bottle fly), 675 nucleotides. RefSeq lists its product as uncharacterized. NCBI's taxonomy places the organism in Eukaryota, Metazoa, Arthropoda, Insecta, Diptera, Calliphoridae. The record is from RefSeq and is a predicted model, not a curated record. The transcript has 3 exons. The coding region runs from base 351 to 611 and encodes 86 amino acids.